Molecule: messenger RNA, 1298 nt
Organism: Macrosteles quadrilineatus (aster leafhopper)
Lineage: Eukaryota; Metazoa; Arthropoda; Insecta; Hemiptera; Cicadellidae
Product: retinol dehydrogenase 13-like
Exons: 7
Coding region: 252-1226 (324 amino acids)
Source: RefSeq, a predicted model, not a curated record
CACUCCCAUUCCCAUUCUCUACUUAUACUUAGGUUAUGUAGAACUAAUUUAUUGUUUUGUAAAGUUAUAAUUCGUAAAUCAAGUUGAAGUGACUAUAAUUUGUUAAAAAUUGUUUUUAUCCUCUAAGAAUAACGUCUACAAGCUCCCUCGGUAUAUGUUUAUCAAUAAGUUUGUAUCGUGAAAUAACCAAAUUACCACCAAAUGCAAUAAGGUAGUCUAGGCAACUUGCUAAACUCUGGCUAAAAAUUAAAAUGGUAAUAAAUAUAGCUAAGCCAGUAGUAGUUGGAAGUUUUAUUGGGACAUGUGUUGCUGGGGCUUUUUUAAUUAAAGAUUAUUUUGGAGGGAAAAAAUAUGAGGGUGAGGAGCUUGUCGAAGGAAAAGUAGUGAUAAUUACAGGAGCAAACACUGGGAUUGGCCGGGAAGCAGCUUUGGAACUGGCCAAAAGAAAAGCUAAAGUGGUAAUGGCAUGCCGGGACAUUGCCAAGUGUGAAAAGGCACGUGAGGAUAUUGUAUUGCAAACAAAGAACAAGUUUGUCUAUUGUAGAUCAUGCAACUUAGCUUCUCAAGAGUCAAUCAGAACAUUUGCUGAUCGGUUUAAAAAAGAGCACCAACGAUUAGAUAUAUUAAUCAACAAUGCAGGAGUAAUGAGAUGCCCUUUCUCAAGAACUGUUGAGGGAAUAGAAAUGCAACUUGGAGUGAAUCAUAUGGGACACUUUCUCCUUACAAACCUACUUCUAGACAGACUCAAGGAAAGUGUACCAAGCCGCAUUAUUAAUGUAUCAAGCACAGCCCAUAAAAGAGGGAAAAUAAAAAAGGAUGACUUGAACAGUGAAAAAAACUAUGACGCAGGUGAAGCUUAUAACCAAAGUAAACUUGCCAACAUAUUGUUCACAAAAGAACUGGCCAUGAGAUUACAAGGUACUGGUGUAACAGUGAAUGCAGUUCACCCUGGCAUAGUGGACACAGAGAUCACCAGGCAUAUGAGUAUAUUCAACAGCUACAUUGCAGCCAUCUUUGUGAAGCCAUUCAUGUGGCUGUUCACCCGCACACCCCAGCAAGGAGCGCAGACAUUGCUCUACGCAGCUCUCUUACCAGAACUGGAAAAAGUCUCUGGUAAAUAUUUCAGUAAUUGUGAAGAAGCUGAAGUGUCACAGCAGGCAGAAGAAGAUAAAACUGCUCUAUGGCUUUGGUUAGUCAGUGAAAAGUGGACAAGAUUAACUUCAUAGUGUUUUAGGUUCACAAAAAAAUAAUAUUUAUUUGUAGUUUGAAUGUAUUAAUAAAUUCAAAUUUUGUUACAA